Molecule: messenger RNA, 2209 nt
Organism: Cladocopium goreaui
Lineage: Eukaryota; Dinophyceae; Suessiales; Symbiodiniaceae
Source: the annotation of a GenBank genome assembly
AUGGUCAGGCGGUCGUUCUCCUGGCCCGGUGAUAUCGUUUCCAAGGAGGAUGUGGUCAGUGCUGUGAGUACAGAUGCACACAGCGAGAGCCCGAGCAAUGCUGAAGCCUUUCCGGCCCUUCCAUGUGGGUUGGAGCUCACUGCCGUGGCUCGUGACCGUACGACCCCAAUGGACUCUGGUGAAAGUGAGUGCGACAUGGAUAGGGACAGUACCAUGUACGCAUUGGACACUGGAUACGAAACUUCGUCAGAAUACGGUUUCCGCCCAUGGCCUCAAACUUCAGUGCAAGAGGUAGGAGUCAGAGAGUCUCCACCCGUGCCGCUGGUGCCAGUUGUGCUGCAUCAGCCGAUCACCGCCAUGCCAUGCCAACCAUUCAUGGCAGGGCAAGAUCAAAAUCUCGUGAUGUGCCAGAUUCCACACCUUUAUCCUCCUUGGUUGUGUGUACCAGUUGCACUCCAAUCGACUUGUGCAACAUCUAGCAACUACCACCCCAGUGCAGUUCCAACUCCUGCUACAGAGAACCCCUCAGGUCGGGUGUCCACAUCAAAAACUGGAUCAAGAAAGAAGAAUGGUUCAAAAGCAAAGAUUUCGCAAAGCCAAGGUUCCCGGCAGUCAGCAAUGGAUAAGACAGGGAACGGCCCAAAGCUGAAGGGAACAGCUUCACACAGUGAACAGCAUCCAGCAUUAGUCGAUGCAGUUGCAGCAAGUGAAACAUCCAAGCAGAGUUCUGCGUGCGCUCGAAGCUGGCAGUCAGCACAUGAUGCAGCAUGUGCUGAGAUUUUGCAGGCUGCAACCAGGGAGCACAAGGACUCCGCCAUGCAGCCAUCGGCUUGGGUGAAUCAGAAAGGAAAUGAACCCAAGCCGGAGAUUCACGAGAAGCUUUUGGCCGGGUGCACCGACAACCUUUGCUUCCUAAUCAGGCAACCUGAGGAGUUGGCCAAUUUCAAUCUCGUCAGAGAUUCUGGCUUUCAGAGACAGGUGCAAGAGUUUCUCUUAGAUCCAGAUUUUUUGUGGAGUUCCCUUGCAGCAGUAAAGAUGCCACAAUAUCAAACAAGCGCAAACUACGGCAUUUCUGGCCAUGACUCCGACAUUUUGGGUGUCAUUGUCAUCAAGUCAUCCGAUUGUUGUGUGAUGCCGCUGAAGAUUUCGGUUGGAAUUUGGCUGAGGAAAGAGGACACCCGCGUGCUCCGCCGAAUUGUCUCACAAGUUGUGUUGCAGGUGGUUGGAGCAAGUCCACUCCAGAAAAACUUUGACAUUCGAAGGAAUCGUUUCACAUUGGAAGGGGUUCACAAGACAACUCCGAUUGAGAUGCUGAUACAAACCUUCAUCAAGGACGAAUCGCUGCCAGAAGUGGACGCGAUUGAUCUCAACGUGGCUUUGGACUCGGACGAGUUGAAAGAAUUGCAGCAAGGCUUUCAGAGCCGCAACCUGAAACUGACUGGACAAGAAGGAGACUUCUGCAGCCUUGCAGAGCGAGUUCGUCAGCGCUUCAAAUCGCGCCCCAAACUUCCAGAUUUUCUGGGAAAAGACAAGAGCUUCAAGGGCAGUUGGCUUCCAGGUACUCUCUUUCAGUGCACCCUUUCUGAGUCUCCGCUUCAGUUCACUCAGUGUGACUGGCGGAAGGAGUUGGAUGGCCACAUAGUGGUUCUCCUGCCAUGGCAGAACAGGCAGGGCAGAACUGACAGCUUGCAAUUGGAAGAAGAUCAUGCCCUUGUGGCCCGGGUGGACACAACAUCACCUAGCAUCUACUUGGUUCCAAGAAUUGUGCUACAUCCUGUAACUCUUCGUAAGCCAAGCAAGGAAGGACAGGAUUGCAACGAGAAAAAAAUGUCAUCAUAUUUGGGACGCAGUUACAAAUUCAAAGUUCUAGUCAGAUCAGGUGCUACAUGGCAAGAACCACUCCAAGCCUCCCUUUGCACGCAGCUUGUUGGCCCUAGUAGGUGCUUGGUUCAGCUAAGGGAUGAUUCGGACCAAACCAAUGCAACGCCAGUCGAAGUGGAAGUUGACGCGGUUACAUUGGCAAUGGACUUGCCGAGCAAAUGCCUGGCCAAGGGACAAGAUGCAACCAUCGUGGCAUAUCAUGGCUGAAAGAGCAGAGAUGUCAAGCUGAAGAGCUGGCAAGAGCUGGACUUGUGCAGAGAUGCGCCUUGUCAUGCCUGUGCCUGAAGCAGGUGCCGGCUGCUUCCGGCAGGUGCGUGGAGUCCCUGAG